AUGUUGUUGCUGAAGGCUGGGAAACACACAGAAGUCCUUGCACCAGUCUAUGGAAAAAGUGUCAUGGAGGUCUGCGUAUUCUUCCUUUGUGCUAUGAUAUCUGUCCCAGGUAUUGCUGCCAGUGUGCAUCAGGUGAAGGCAUUUCUCAAUCACACUGCAUACCUAUCCUGCUAUUUUCCAAACUCUCAGAAAAUUGACAUGAGGGACUUAAUAGUUUUUUGGCAAAAAGGUUCUCAUAGAGUGGUGCACGAAGUAUACUACGGUGAAGAAAAACGUGAUCACCUUAGUCCUGAGUAUAUAAAUCGCACCAAGGUGGAUAUGGACAAAUGGACCUUGCAGUUGUUAAAUGCAGGAGUUAAGGAUGAGGGACACUAUGAGUGUAUCGUACAGCACAAAAAGGAAGGACCGCCAAAGGUCAUACACACAUCUGAGUGUUCACUGCACGUCACUGCCAACUAUAGUCAACCUGAGAUAGCACAACUGCACACUGGGGAACUAAAGCCCUAUGGAUACUUGAAUCUUUCCUGUUCAUCCGUUGGAGGUUAUCCAGAGCCCAAGGAGAUGACUUGGCUAAUUUCAUAUGAAAACACAACAUACAAGCAUAUGCCUCACAUGGACGUCUCACAGGAUGCUGUAACAAAGCUGUACAAUGUUACUAGCAAGCUGAAUAUCCCAGUUCCUACAAACAGCCUCACUAAUAUUAGCUGCUUGCUUCACCUCAGAGAGCAGCUGGGAAUCCUUGUCUCAGCGCCACUACAUAUUGAGAUACAGGAGAAAGAAGUGGAACAAGUAAAUAUAAAUUUCUCUGGCCCGCUUAUAGCUGUGGUUGUACUGGUCGCACUUCUUCUGGGUUUUGUGAUAUUGAAGAAGAUCAGAAAUAUCUUGUCUACCAACCAGAGUGUCAGUCUAGCAGUCUAGAAGCUAUCCAUCUUGAAACUGAG
Molecule: messenger RNA, 941 nt
Organism: Pipra filicauda (Wire-tailed manakin)
Lineage: Eukaryota; Metazoa; Chordata; Aves; Passeriformes; Pipridae
Gene: CD86
Product: CD86 molecule
Exons: 6
Coding region: 1-918 (305 amino acids)
Biological process (GO): negative regulation of T cell proliferation; positive regulation of T cell proliferation; T cell costimulation
Cellular component (GO): external side of plasma membrane
Source: RefSeq, a predicted model, not a curated record